UGUAGGGGGCAAUGUGUGAAUUGUCAAGAGAAGAAAUAAAGAAAAAGAAAAAAAGACUUGGAAGAAGUUGGAAAACCCUAAACCCUGCGGCCUCCCCACAUCUCUCAAUAUGAUACCCAAAGUUUAAUUUCUUCUCCAUUUUACAGAUCGCACAAACACCAAAUUGGACCAAAAAUGGCUUCUUUGUGUGCCUCAAGAGCAACCAUUUUCAAGCCGAAGAAGCUCCUCACAAUUUCGCCUACACCAUUAUGCCUAAGAUCAACAAUCUUCUUCUACAACUCCGAAUCUCUCAACAAUCAUGAUCGAAUUCCAAAAGGUAACAGUCCUAAACCCCAAGAAAAACUAGAAGAUCUCAUUUGCAGAAUGAUGUCUACUCGUGCCUGGACUACACGUCUACAGAAUUCCAUUAGAAAUAUUGUUCCUUCAUUCGAUCAUGAACUUGUUUACAAUGUGCUACACAGUGCGAAAAAUUCUGAACAUGCGUUGCAGUUCUUCAGGUGGGUUGAAAGAUCUGGUCUUUUUAGGCAUGAUAGAGAAACCCAUUUCAAGAUUAUUCAAAUUCUUGGUAGAGCUGAAAAGCUUAAUCAUGCUAGGUGUAUACUCCUUGAUAUGCCUAAUAAGGGUGUUGAUUGGGAUGAGGAUUUAUGGGUUUUGAUGAUUGAUAGUUAUGGUAAAGCUGGGAUUGUUCAAGAGAGUGUUAAGUUGUUUCAGAAAAUGGAAGAGUUAGGUGUUGAAAGGACUGUUAAAUCUUAUAAUGCUUUGUUUAAUGUGAUAACUCGUCGAGGACGAUAUAUGAUGGCCAAGAGGUACUUUAAUAAGAUGGUUAAUCAGGGUAUUGAACCGACUGGACAUACGUAUAAUCUUUUGAUUUGGGGAUUCUUUUUAUCGUCAAAGGUGGAUACUGCAAUUAGGUUUUUUGAGGAUAUGAAGAGUAAGGGGAUUAUGCCUGAUGUAGUAACUUAUAAUACUAUGAUUAAUGGAUAUAUUCGGGUGAAGAAAAUAGAAGAAGCGGAGAAGUACUUUGUGGAAAUGAAAGCAAGAAAUAUAGAGCCGACUGUCAUCAGUUAUACAACACUGAUUAAAGGAUAUAGUGCGGUUGAGCGAAUAGAUGAUGCAGUGAGAUUGUUUGAAGAGAUGAAGAGUUUCGGUAUUAAACCAAAUGCUAUUACUUAUUCGACACUGUUACCAGGGCUUUGUGAUGCUCAGAAAAUGUCUGAAGCUGGAGCGAUUUUGAAAGAGAUGGAAGAUAAGUAUAUUGCACCCAAGGAUAACUCUAUCUUCAUAAGGUUAAUCUCUGGACAGUGUGAGGCAGGUGAUUUAGAUGCUGCAGCUGAUGUUCUGAAAACUAUGAUCAGGUUAAGUGUUCCCACUGAGGCUGGACAUUAUGGUGUCCUAAUUGAGAAUUUCUGCAAGGCUGGUAUCUAUGAUCGAGCUGUCAAAUUUCUGGAUAAGCUUAUUGAGAAAGAAAUCGUCCUGCGACCACAGAGUAGUUCGUCUAUGGAACCAAGUGCAUAUAACCUGAUUAUUGACUACCUAUGCAAUAAUGGCCAGACAGGCAAGGCUGAAACUUUUUUUAGACAGUUGAUGAAAACUGGGGUUCAAGAUCCUAUUGCCUUUAACAAUCUUGUCUGUGGGCACUCAAGGGAAGGGGUUCCUGAUUCGGCCUUUGAACUGUUGAAGAUUAUGGGCAGAAGAAAGGUUCUUUCUGACGGUAUUGCUCACAAAUCACUUGUUGAGAGCUAUCUGAAGAAACGGGAGCCUGCUGAUGCUAAAGCUGCUCUGGACAAUAUGCUUGAACAUGGACAUGACCCGGACUCAUUGUUGUAUAGAUCAGUGAUGGAGAGCCUGAUGGGAGAUGGAAGGGUUCAAACAGCAAGUCGAGUGAUGAAAAUCAUGUUGGAGAAGGGAGUGAAAGAACACAUGGAUUUAAUUUCUACCAUCUUGGAAGCCCUCCUCAUGAGGGGCCAUGUUGAGGAGGCCCUCGGAAGAAUUGAAUUGUUGUUGCACAACAGUCUCUCACCUGAUCUUGAUGGUCUCUUGUCAGUUCUAUGUGAGAAAGGAAAGACUUCUGCUGCUCUGAAGCUGUUAGAUUUCAUUUUAGAAAGAAAUUGUAACAUAGACUUUUCAAGCUAUGAUAAGGUGCUGGAUUCUCUCUUAGCUGCUGGGAAGACACUUAAUGCCUAUUCUAUUUUGUGCAAGAUGAUGGAAAAUGGAGGAGUUAAAGAUCACAAGAGUUGUGAAGAGUUAAUUAAGAGCCUUAAUGAUGAGGGAAACACAAAGCAAGCAGAUAUUCUAAGAAGAAUGAUACUCGGAAAGGAAACAACACUUGACAGCAAGAAAGGGAAGAAAAAGACACCCAUUGCUACCUGAUUCCUGCAAUUUUGCUUCUGGUUACAGAUUUGACACCUACAUGAUCAUGGGCAGGUUCUCGCUAUAGCUAAAAGAAAAACGCUCAUCUGGCCCUGUCAUUAGCUUCAACAACUAGGGCUUGUGGGUGUCUAUUCUGUCGCGCUUGUCUACUCAUUUUUUUUUCCAGAACAUUGUGUUUACUGUAGUUUUCAUCCUUUAUUUUAUUUCAGUUAGUUAUGCUAACGCUGGAACAAUCCUGGAUGGUCCAAGGAAGAACUUUAUGAAUGCUGACAGGUGAUAUGCUCUCACUCAUCGAUGGUCCAGGUGGAUUAUGCAAAAAGAUAUUAUCAAUGGUUAUGUGUGGCUUAGUUAAAUCUGUCACUCUGGCUUGUAUAACAUGUUGAAGUAUGACAGAAUACUUGGAUCCUCAGCACCACCUGAAAGAGUAUCGAUGCGACUCUUCAUUUAUUUAUAAAUGAUAUGGAAAAAAGAAGAAAACAUAGUGUGGACACUUGUUUAUUUCAUCCAAAAAUAAAUCAUUCUGCAACUGCUUUUACCUAGCAAUGGCACUUUAAAGGUCGAAGCUAUUAUGUCUCAUACUAGGGUGGAUGGGAGAAUUCCCAUUGUCUUGAUGUGAUUUAUAGCUUGUUUGGCCAAGCUUCAGAAAUUAGUUUAUUUUGAAAAGUUCUUUUCAAAAGAUUACUUUUGGUGAG
Molecule: messenger RNA, 3062 nt
Organism: Solanum tuberosum (potato)
Lineage: Eukaryota; Viridiplantae; Streptophyta; Magnoliopsida; Solanales; Solanaceae
Product: pentatricopeptide repeat-containing protein At2g37230
Exons: 2
Coding region: 175-2370 (731 amino acids)
Molecular function (GO): mRNA binding; protein binding
Source: RefSeq, a predicted model, not a curated record